This is a messenger RNA of Anoplopoma fimbria (sablefish), 1137 nucleotides long. Its product is annotated as pepsin A-like. The transcript is spliced from 9 exons. Bases 1 to 1137 code for a protein of 378 amino acids. Lineage: Eukaryota; Metazoa; Chordata; Actinopteri; Perciformes; Anoplopomatidae. Gene Ontology annotation, molecular function: aspartic-type endopeptidase activity. Gene Ontology annotation, biological process: proteolysis. The record is from RefSeq and is a predicted model, not a curated record.
AUGAUGUGGGCCUUUGUUGUGUGUGCCAUGGUGGCACUGUCCGAGUGCCUCGUCCAGAUCCCUCUGGAGAAGGGGAAGUCAGCUAGGGAGACCCUGCAGGAGCAGGGUAUAUGGGAGGAGUACAGACUCAAGUUCCCGUACAACCCUAUGGCCAAGUUUGACGGGCGCUUUGCAGUGGGCAACGAGGCCAUGACCAACGACGCUGAUAUGGCUUACUUCGGAAUCAUCUCCAUUGGAACUCCCCCUCAGUCCUUCAAAGUCAUCUUUGACACCGGCUCCUCCAACCUGUGGGUGCCCUCCAUCUACUGCAGCAGUCAAGCCUGCCAAAACCAUGACAAGUUUAACCCUGGCACCAGCAGCACCUACAGAAACAACGGCGGCUCUCUCAGGAUCCAAUAUGGCACAGGCAGCAUGACUGGUUUGCUUGGAUACGACACUGUGACGGUGGGUGGAAUCGCUGUGAAGAACCAGAUCUUCGGCUUGAGCGAGACCGAGGCUCCCUUCAUGAAGUACAUGCAGGCUGAUGGCAUCCUGGGCCUGGCAUACCCAGCCCUGUCUGCGUCCGGUGCCACACCCGUCUUCGACAACAUGAUGAGGGAGGGUCUGGUCAACCAGGACCUCUUCUCCGUGUACCUGAGCUCUGACGCUCAGCAAGGCAGUGUGGUGAGCUUCGGGGGUAUCGACCCCAACCACUACUCUGGCUCCAUCUCCUGGAUCCCCCUCUCUAGAGACCUGUACUGGCAGAUCACAGUGGACAGUGUUACUGUCAAUGGUCAGGUUGUGGCUUGCAACGGCGGUUGCCAGGCUAUCGUGGACACUGGCACUUCUCUGAUCGUUGGACCUCAGAGCAGCAUCGGCAGCAUCAACAGCAGGUUGGGAGUUACCAGCCAGAACGGAGACUACAUGGUCAACUGUAACAACAUUGCCCAAAUGCCAGAUGUGACCUUCCACAUCCACGGACAGGAAUUCACCAUCCCAGCCUCUGCCUACGUUCUUAAUUCUCGGCAAUAUGGCUGCCGUACUGGCUUCAGCGGCGGUGGAGACAGCCUGUGGAUCCUGGGUGAUGUCUUCAUCAGACAGUACUACGCCAUCUUCAACAGAGCCCAGAACAUGGUGGGUCUGGCCAAGGCUACAUAA